CAAAAACUGUGGCAGCGAAGGGCGAUAUAAGAAAUAAACUGAAAUGGCGGAAGGCGAACUUGUUGUCGAUAGUGUUAUUUCAAGACUUCUAGACGCUCGAGGAAGGCCGGGUAAAAGUGUUCAGUUGACCGAAGCCGAAGUUCGCGGCUUGUGUCUCAAGUCAAGAGAAAUAUUUUUAAGCCAGCCGAUUCUGUUAGAACUAGAAGCUCCCCUGAAAAUAUGUGGCGACAUCCACGGCCAAUACACAGAUCUUCUUCGCCUGUUUGAAUAUGGUGGAUUCCCACCUGAGGCUAACUACCUUUUCCUUGGUGAUUAUGUUGACAGAGGCAAACAAUCAUUAGAAACAAUAUGUUUGUUGUUAGCAUACAAAGUGAAAUACCCAGAAAAUUUCUUCCUACUUCGAGGCAACCACGAGUGUGCAAGUAUCAACCGUAUAUAUGGAUUUUAUGAUGAGUGCAAGAGAAGAUACAAUAUUAAACUAUGGAAGACCUUCACAGAUUGCUUCAACUGUUUGCCCAUCGCAGCAAUUGUGGACGAAAAAAUCUUUUGUUGUCACGGAGGACUCUCGCCAGAUUUGCAGUCAAUGGAACAGAUUCGGCGAAUAAUGAGGCCAACAGACGUCCCCGACACAGGAUUGUUGUGUGAUUUAUUAUGGUCAGAUCCAGAUAAAGACACCAAUGGCUGGGGUGAAAAUGAUCGCGGUGUCUCAUUCACAUUUGGAGCUGAUAUGGUCAGCAAGUUCCUCAACAGACAUGACUUGGAUCUAAUAUGCAGGGCCCAUCAGGUGGUCGAAGAUGGUUACGAAUUUUUUGCAAAGCGGCAAUUGGUAACGUUGUUCUCAGCUCCAAAUUACUGCGGGGAAUUCGACAAUGCUGGUGGCAUGAUGAGCGUUGAUGAAACACUGAUGUGUUCCUUCCAGAUUCUAAAACCCUCCGAGAAGAAAGCCAAAUACCAAUAUGGUGGACUCAAUUCUGGUCGACCAGUCACACCUCCCAGGGGCGGAGCUCCACAACAGAACAAGAAGGGGAAAAAGUAGAUUGUAGUUUUACUUCGAAAAACUUUGCUGUCUGCAGCAUUGUCGUGCCUUAACAACUUACCCAGUUCGGAUAAGAAACGAAUUAGCAUAUUACAGUCUAUAAUAAAUAUAUCUUGUAAAAUAACAGGGGAAUGCAUUCGAACUCUAGGGUAUAUUCUUCAUACUAUAAAUUUUGGUUUUAAUUUCAAUUUCUGAAUAUUGGAAUAUCUGUUAUGUGAAAUUUUUCACUAUGAAUGUUUAAUUAUAUAUCUAUUGAUGA
Molecule: messenger RNA, 1295 nt
Organism: Dendronephthya gigantea
Lineage: Eukaryota; Metazoa; Cnidaria; Anthozoa; Malacalcyonacea; Nephtheidae
Product: serine/threonine-protein phosphatase PP1-beta catalytic subunit
Exons: 7
Coding region: 44-1036 (330 amino acids)
Biological process (GO): circadian regulation of gene expression; regulation of circadian rhythm
Cellular component (GO): cytoplasm; nucleus
Molecular function (GO): protein serine/threonine phosphatase activity
Source: RefSeq, a predicted model, not a curated record